Molecule: messenger RNA, 833 nt
Organism: Liolophura sinensis
Lineage: Eukaryota; Metazoa; Mollusca; Polyplacophora; Chitonida; Chitonidae
Exons: 6
Coding region: 239-556 (105 amino acids)
Molecular function (GO): protein-disulfide reductase activity
Source: RefSeq, a predicted model, not a curated record
GUUUGUUAUUGUCGUGACUGUUAGCUUUUAUUACUUACAGAUCGUUGCCAGCUGCACAUCGAAAGUUGCAUUGAACGUUGCCCGUUGAAGCGUAGCUUUAUCUCAGAUUUAUUCACCAUGGUCAAACAAAUUGCAGCGAAGCUUUGAGCAUUUGGGUACCUUGCAAGGACAGGUGAUAAAUAACAAGGAGCUUAAUGGGCGAAAUGCUGAUUUCUGAAGUUAAAAGUACUACAGGACAAUGAAACUAUCAUAUUUGAAGGGAGAUUUUGAUGCCGCUUUGAAGGAGGCUGGAGGCAAGCUGGUUGUUGUGGAUUUCUUUGCAACAUGGUGUGGGCCGUGUAAAGCCAUUGCCCCUAAACUAAAGGAAUGGUCAGAAGGGGAAUUCAGUGAUCUAGUCUUCCUGAAGGUUGAUGUGGAUGAGUUAGAUGAUCUAGCAGCAGAAUAUGGGGUGAAUGCCAUGCCAACAUUUAUCCUCUUCAAAAACAAGGAGAAAGUUGAGACGGUAGUUGGAGCAAGUGAAGCUAAAUUGAGAGAAGCCAUAAAUAAAAACAAAUGAAUUAAAAGUUCCAAAUUGUUAUCCCAUGAUGACUCCAAAUAAUGGUGUUGAAAUCAGAAAUGUAUCUUACUCAAGCUGUAAUGAAGUAUUUGGAAAUAAGAAAAAUGUUUUAAACUAUUUAGUAUCCGAAGAUAUAUAUGAUAUAACUAGAUUAUCGUCAUGAGUAACACUCAUCUGCUGAUCAUGUCUUUGUCGUCUUUUUAUGUCGAAUGUGUUGAAUGGGAUUUAAUGGAAGAACAUCAGAAUAAAAAUUGAAAUUUUUUUAUACUCAUCGUGA